AUGGGUCAGAGUCACGAAGAUGCUGUCUACCUCGCCAAGCUCGCCGAGCAGGCUGAGCGCUACGAAGAAAUGGUGGAGAACAUGAAGGUGGUUGCCUCUUCAGACCAAGAGCUCUCCGUCGAAGAGCGGAAUCUCCUGUCGGUGGCCUACAAGAACGUCAUCGGUGCUCGUCGGGCGUCUUGGCGAAUCGUCACCUCCAUCGAGCAGAAGGAGGAGUCCAAGGGCAACGACGCCCAGGUUGCUCUGAUCAAGGAAUACCGCCAGAAGAUCGAGACUGAGCUGGCCAAGAUCUGCGAUGACAUCCUCGAGGUUCUGGACAAGCACCUGAUCCCGUCUGCCCAGAGCGGCGAGUCCAAGGUUUUCUACCACAAGAUGAAGGGAGACUACCACCGUUACCUUGCUGAGUUCGCUGUUGGCGAGCGCCGCAAGGUCUCCGCCGACGCCUCUCUCGAGGCCUACAAGGCUGCCACCGAGGUCGCACAGACUGACCUUGCCCCCACCCACCCGAUCCGUCUGGGUCUGGCCCUGAACUUCUCCGUCUUCUACUACGAGAUCCUCAACUCUCCUGACCAGGCUUGCCACCUGGCCAAGCAGGCUUUCGAUGAUGCCAUUGCAGAGCUCGACACCCUGAGCGAGGAGAGCUACAAGGACUCGACUCUGAUCAUGCAGCUCCUCAGGGACAACCUGACCCUCUGGACCUCGUCCGAGGCUGAGACUGCUCCGGAGCCUAGCGCUGCGGCGUCCGCCGAGAAGAAGGAGGAGGCCCCCGCUGGCGAGGGUGACAAGCCUGCGGAGUAA
Molecule: messenger RNA, 798 nt
Organism: Rasamsonia emersonii CBS 393.64
Lineage: Eukaryota; Fungi; Ascomycota; Eurotiomycetes; Eurotiales; Trichocomaceae
Product: DNA damage checkpoint protein rad24
Exons: 5
Coding region: 1-798 (265 amino acids)
Biological process (GO): signal transduction
Cellular component (GO): cytoplasm
Source: RefSeq, a predicted model, not a curated record